GUGUGUGUAUGUUGUAUGUUGACGCCGUGGGUCCUCCGUCUCCUCCCCCUCACUUUUCUUUCAUGAAUGCUCCGAUAGUAUUUGCGUCAGCAGCCAGGGCGAGUCGUGCUACCGGGGAUAUAAAAGAUCUAGACCGUAGCCUAAUAACUCCUUAUCACAUUGCCAUCUCAUCUGGAGGUGAUCAGUAUCUGGACUCCUGGAUACGAACCGACCGAUCCGGUUAAACUCUCUGCCAUGAAGAUCCCCGUGGUGUUUUACAUUGCUGUGCUCCUGGUUACGUUGAUACCCAGAGAUGACUGUUGGCCUUUACUGAAGCCUGCAUCAACUAACAACCACCGUGGUCCGCAAUCGGAGCUCCAGUAUUUCGUUCCACUGGUUGGGAAUCGCCUCCUGGAGGAAUACCUUAAAGCACUGACUGAGGCGAACAAUAAGCCAACUUAUCCUGCUCCAAAUCUACAUGAGGUGGUUGCCCCCGACGGCGCUUUCCAAGUGCCACUCAUCCAGUUCCAGCGCACCCGACAUGGUAAAGUUGGAGACUUGAAUAGCGCUUCUGACAAAUACCAACAUUUACUGGAUGCGUUGUUAGAAAGAGGAAAAAGGCGCGAGACGCAUCUACUUUCCCUUAAUGUACCUCUGCAUGUUCUAAAUAAACUGAUCGGGAUAGCUAAAGUGGAGCAAAUGGCCAGGCAAGCCGAGAAAAACAGGAAAAUAAUGGAUGCAGUCGGGAAAUAGAGAUUGUCAUCUAUCACUCACCAUUCACGUUUAUUUUUGUGGCUAAACUAGAAAUUCACCAAAUCAAUGUGCAUUUGACGAUCAUUGUACAAUUCUAGGUAAUAAACGCAUAUAUAACCAAGCAUUUAUCCUGAGCGAGAGAAUGUCUAACAUUUAUAUUUCUAAUAAAAACUGCAACGUGACGGUCUAUUCGGUUUAUGUUUUAUUGCGGAGAUUGUUGUUAAUUAAUCCAGGUCGUUUUUGUAACGUGUUUGUGGGAGUUUUCCGUGAAAUCAUUGAUGUUUUUCUUUGAAAUAUGCGCGACAAUGUGAUGUGAUGUGAUGCACACGGGAGUUGUGUGAAUGAACUGUGAACACGAGGUCCCCGUAAACCGCUUGCUCGCCGGACUAGAGUCAGGAGGAGGCGCCGCGACAUUUGAAAUAUCAAAGAACACAUAAUAUUUGUAAAUGAAAGGACACAAAGUGCUGGAGUAACACAGCAGGCCAGGUAGCCUAGCUGGAGCACAUGGAUCGAUUACGUUUCAGAUAGAGCCCCUUCUUCACAUUUAUAAUGCUACGCUCGCCUGUUCAGUUUCGUGAGCAGCCUUCCUCCUCCACCCUCUCCGCCGAGCCACCUCACCUACAGCUUGCCCGAGAUAAGGAUUAGCUUCAAAAGAGUGAUAAGCCGCGGCUUCAUCAAUUCACGUGGAAAGGUCGGCAAUUUUAGUAUCAAAGUUGCUGUUGUGAUUUUCAUCCCACGGUUUUUAAUCAUCAGCCUACAUGUAAAAUAUAUUCACAAUCUCACCCAAUGUCUCAAUUUCCUCGUCAGAAAACCCAGACAUGUUAAUCAGUAACUAUCCUCUUAUUUAUUUGCUUCGAGGCGCAUUCGUCGUUAACCCAACCCUAACCAGGUAGUCUCCUCGAUUAUUGAUUCCGAAAACAUCUCACUGUCAUCAGUAAACAUGGGUGAUCAAAGGAACAAUACUUUACAGUUACGAAAUUGCAUUAGCAAAGUUAGAUUCGUUUAUCGUGGAGUUCAUAUCCUAAUAGAAAUUUUAAUUGAGAAAACAUGCCUCAUCUUUUAAUGGGCAUCGUAUUUUAUGUCAAAUACUUGCAAGUGAACAUACCAUGCAGUUUGACAGAAAAAGCUGGAGUAACUCGGUGGACCAGGCAGCAUCUCUGGAGAAAAUGAAAAGGUGACGUUUCGGGUCGAAACCCUUCUUCAGACUGAGAGUCAGGGGAAAGGGACAUGGGAGAUAUAGAUCCAUAUCACCGACUAUUUCGCAAUGUCACUCGUUCCCCUUUCCCCUGGCUCCCAGUCUGAAGAAGGGUCUCGACCCAAAACGUCACCUUUUCCUUUCCUCCAGGGAUACU
Messenger RNA from Leucoraja erinaceus (little skate), 2084 nucleotides. RefSeq names its product UI-like. The transcript has 2 exons. Gene Ontology annotation, molecular function: hormone activity. The record is from RefSeq and is a predicted model, not a curated record. Gene Ontology annotation, cellular component: extracellular region. NCBI's taxonomy places the organism in Eukaryota, Metazoa, Chordata, Chondrichthyes, Rajiformes, Rajidae. Bases 235 to 732 code for a protein of 165 amino acids.